GGGAGUGUGUUUCUGCUGUGUGCUCUGUCUGCUGGCUCCUUCCCAGAGGCACCCACUGAUGGAGACUCCUCUUGAGAAGGCCCUGACCACUAUGGUCAGCACUUUCCAUAAAUAUUCUGGGAGAGAAGGCAGCAAACUGACCCUGAGCAGGAAGGAACUAAAGGAGCUGAUCAAGAAGGAGUUGUGUCUUGGAGAGAAGAUGAAAGAGAGCGGCAUCGAUGAUCUGAUGAGGACCUUGGACAAGAACAGUGACCAGGAGAUCGACUUCAAGGAGUACACGGUGUUCCUGACCACACUGUGCAUGGCCUACAACGACUUCUUCCUGGAGGAAGAUAAAUGACCAGGGUUCAGCCCCUUGCCCCUGGCCUCUUCAGCUGUCUCCCAGACACUCCCUGGCCCCUGGCC
Canis lupus familiaris (dog) is the source of this 405-nucleotide messenger RNA. RefSeq names its product S100 calcium binding protein A5 (gene S100A5). Gene Ontology annotation, cellular component: cytoplasm; nucleus. Gene Ontology annotation, molecular function: calcium ion binding. NCBI's taxonomy places the organism in Eukaryota, Metazoa, Chordata, Mammalia, Carnivora, Canidae. The record is from RefSeq and is marked validated. Bases 59 to 340 code for a protein of 93 amino acids. The transcript has 3 exons.